This is a messenger RNA of Pelmatolapia mariae (spotted tilapia), 4241 nucleotides long. RefSeq names its product transmembrane protein 259 (gene tmem259). The transcript is spliced from 12 exons. Gene Ontology annotation, cellular component: endoplasmic reticulum. Gene Ontology annotation, biological process: positive regulation of ERAD pathway; response to endoplasmic reticulum stress. Lineage: Eukaryota; Metazoa; Chordata; Actinopteri; Cichliformes; Cichlidae. The record is from RefSeq and is a predicted model, not a curated record. Bases 603 to 2672 code for a protein of 689 amino acids.
CUCAUCCGAGGCUCCUCCAUCAGCUCAAUCCCAGUUUUUGGACUCUGUAACCAGUGACGUAUCAGCUGUUCACCGUCAAUAAACGUGCAGAAGCUUCCGCCCAGCACGAGGCGCCUGCCAGGCAGCGCUCAGGGAUAUAAGAACCUGCAGCCGGGAUUCAUUACUUCCGGUAUUAGGACGUGUAUUUCCGGUCUGAGUGACGCGCUGACAGUAGUCAGACUCUUAGCCUCUGUUAGCUUGUGUUAGCCGCCGUUUAGCCACAGUUUCCGGGUUCUGAGCUCACCUCGCGCCCCGGCUCCGUGUACCCGGACCCUCCGUCCUUUCACCUGUCGGCUGGGACCGAGACGGCUCCCGGUUCUGUCCGAUCCGGCUGCCUCCGGACUCCGCCUUUAGCCGCAGAGCUAACCCUGCUGCUAGCGCUGCUAACGGCUAACUGUGGCGUUCGUGGGUAAGCGAGAGAAACAACGAGGAGGCCGCGCACAGGUGCGGCUCUCAGGUCUUGACCUUCGCUCUGAGGACGCAGUAGCAGCCAUGUUGACCUAGAGUCGUCAUUGGCGGUGGUGAGUUCUGAGCACGAGCAGAAACGACGGGCAAUCGCAGCCAUGUCGGAGAACCAGGCGAACAACAACAAUGUCCCGCUUAACAACAACAACAACAACAUGGGACCCAACCGCCUCCGCAAUCCCAACCUGAACCAGAACCCCCUUAUCAAUGUCCGCGACCGCCUCUUCCAUGCGCUCUUCUUCAAGAUGGCCGUCACCUACGCACGCCUAUUCCCUCCGUCCUUCAGGAGGGUCUUUGAGUUCUUCGUUCUGCUCAAGGCACUCUUCGUCCUCUUCAUCCUCGCCUACAUCCACAUUGCCUUCUCUCGCUCACCCAUCAACUGUCUAGAGGUGGUAAGGGAGCGCUGGCCCCGUGACGGCAUCCUGCGGGUUGAGAUCCAGAGAAACUCGAGCCGGGCACCCAUCUUCCUUCAGCACUACGACUCGGCGAGCCUCCAUGAUGAGCUGGAUGCCGAGGAGGAAGGAGGGGGGCUGGCGAUGGGCGGGCUCAGCCUGGCGAUGCUGCCCGACGAAGAAGUGGAAGAGGAGGAGAUGACUGUGGAGAUGUUUGACAACAGCUCAGUGCAGUUUGAGUUGGACAUCGAGCCCCGCCUGAAGCCAUCUCUGGUUGGUGCAGGAGGAGGAGGAGCUUCAGGAGGAGGAGGCGCCAACGACAGCCAGGACGUCUCGUUCAGCCAGACCACUAAAGGUAUGCAGCCGCUGCAGGACUCAGUGUCUGAGCUGGAGAUGAUGACCCGAGCAGUGUGGCCUCAGGAGGAGUACAUCGUGGAGUACUCGCUGGAGUAUGGCUUCCUGCGCCUCUCUCAGAGCACCAGACAGAGACUCAACAUCCCUGUCAUGGUCGUCACACUUGAUCCGAUGAAGGACGAGUGUUUCGGAGAUGGCUUCAGUCGCUUCCUGCUCGAUGAGUUUUUGGGCUACGAUGACAUCCUGAUGUCGAGCGUGAAAGCGCUCGCCGAGAAUGAGGAGAACAAAGGAUUCCUGAGGAACGUGGUCUCCGGUGAGCAUUACCGCUUUGUCAGCAUGUGGAUGGCCAGGACCUCCUACCUGGCCGCCUUUGUCAUUAUGGUCAUAUUUACUCUGUCGGUGUCCAUGCUGCUCAGAUACUCUCACCACCAGAUCUUCGUCUUCAUUGUUGACCUCCUGCAGAUGUUGGAGAUGAACAUGACCAUUGCCUUCCCAGCAGCCCCUCUGCUCACCGUCAUCCUGGCCCUCGUAGGCAUGGAGGCCAUCAUGUCAGAGUUCUUCAAUGACACAACAACGGCAUUCUACAUUAUCCUCAUCGUGUGGUUGGCAGAUCAGUACGACGCCAUCUGCUGCCACACAAACACCAGCAAACGCCACUGGCUCAGGUUCUUCUACCUUUACCAUUUCGCCUUCUACGCCUACCACUACCGCUUCAAUGGCCAGUACAGCAGCCUCGCCCUCGUCACUUCCUGGCUCUUCAUCCAGCACUCCAUGAUCUACUUCUUUCAUCACUACGAGCUUCCGGCCAUCCUGCAGCAGAUCCGGAUCCAGGAGAUGCUCCUGCAGAACCAGCAGGCUGGUCAGAACCAGACGGCUCUGCAGGAUAACCUCAACAACAACAUUGGCACUGCCGCCGCUGGAAUGGGACCCGCCAAUGCCCCACAACCAGGGCCGACCAGUGGAGCCGAGCCGGGGCCUCAGACAGAUUCCCUUCCGUCCCCUGCGGAAGGUGGAGCCUCAGGAAGCGGGGAGGUGAGGGCGGAGCUGAACUGGGUCGCUCACACAGCUGCCAUCCUCACUGAAGCCCUGACGUCGUCAGUGGAUGCGGGAGCCAGCAGCGGUCAGGGGCCAGCUGAGAUCAAUGUGGUGGCCGAGUUCUGGAUGGGAGGGGGAGCAGUAGGAGGAAGGUCCUUAGGAGGGAGCGGAGCCUUUGGAGGUCAAGAUCCAAACUCUAUUUCUGUAGAAUUUAAACCUGCACCAGCUCCUCCAAUCACAGAGCAGCAUGAGGCGGGGCCCUCAGAGGAUGCGGGGCCCUCACAGGCAGAGGGUGCCUUGGAGGAGGCAGGGCCCUCAGAAGAAUGCCCCUCCCACACAGACUGUCCCCCCUCACAGAGCGCAGACUGCCGGCAGCGGCCAUCCUGAGGCUGCUGACAUCGCCUCACCUGUGAGACAGCUGAUCGGCUCAUUGAUCGAAUGAACAGGUUUUAUUUGAUUUUUAAACUCAUUGAUUAGCUUGAGGGUGGCGUCUCCCUGCAGGUCACAUGAACAGAGGGCGGGGAUGCGAUAAUUUAUUCUGCUCUUUUCUUUUUUUCUUUUUUUUUUCUUUUUUUUUUUUUUCUUUGUGUUUUGGAGUAUGGAUGGUUUUUCUUCAGACGGUGUUGGAGGUUGGAGGUCCAUCGCCAUGGAAACCGAAAGCAACACCCUGAACGAAUGAAGCUUGAAGCAAACUUUUUUUUUUUUAAACUUUUUUCCCCCCCCUCUAAUCAAUAAACCCGAGUGUCUCUUUCUCAAACAUCAGCCUUUUCUUUGAUUCUUCAAACGAAGCUGAUCGAUCAAUUGGCUCAUCAGAGCUCUGCUGUUACCGGAGGAUUUUCAAAAUAAAAUGCAUGGCGUUAACAGACGUUUUAUUUAUCUUGAAAACCCUUCUAACAUGAACGUGUUGUUACGUGAUGAGUUUAUUCAGACUUCAUGUAAAAACUGAAUCUGUUUGUCUAUAGAGGAAAAAGCUUCACAAUAUAAGCCCUGACAGCAGGAAGCUGCUGCCACAUGGUACACACCAGGCCUGAGUGGUUUCACUUCAUUGAUCAAAUAAUUAACUGAUUAUCAAUAAUAUUCAAUAAAGAAAAAUCAGGUUUCUGCUGCUGGCUGAAAGAAUGAAGCCAAGCAGUUCUGGUGUGCCUGGGGGCGGAGCCAGUGAGCUACAGACAAGAAGUCUGAUGCAACCUUUCAGUUAUUGAUCAGCUGAUCAGUUAUUGAUUCUGACAGACUGAAGCACGAACUCAACUUAAGUUGCUUUUUUUUUCCUUUCUUUGCUUUUGUCUUGAGGGAAAUAAUUGAACAGGAAGUUUGGAGCACUGUGGCGCCAGACUGAACAUUCAGGACUUCCUAUUGGAAUGGAUGCCUUAUCAGUAAUCCUCAGACUGUCAGCAGCUGAGCGAGCUGAUUGGUUGUGGAAUAUGACUGACUGUCACACUCACGCUCCGCCUCCUCCAUCUGUUCAUCUAUGAAAAUGGUGAAUGAUGUGGUGGGUUUGAUGGCAGCGUGUUUUCUCUGACCGCUCCCAUCAGACAUCUGCCAAACACAUUUUUAGGGGAAUGGGACACGUGAGAUGCUCUGAACCGAUCAGGAAGCCUGAUUUAAAAGCAGCAUUUUGGUCAAAGUCCCUUCAACGGGACAGUGGCAAGUUUUUGAAAGUGAACACCUGUUUGCGUUCUUUGGAUAAAUGAUGGUCUACAAAUCUGAAGGAGGGGAAAGGAACUGAUCCCUCCCAUCAGGUGAACUUCAUCAAUUAUUGAUUGGAUAUCAGAAACAAUUGAUCUCUGAGUGUCUGUUUUUGUUGCUGUGAAGUAGACUGAGCCUGAGCGUGACUCUGGCUAAGGGGGUGGGGGGUUCUUCUUCGUGCCUCUCUGCUGAGGACUGUAGCCUCAUUAUUGAUCAUCAAACUGUAUUUACCUGUCAGACCAGUAAAACCAGUAAAAGCAGUGGUCGCCA